Molecule: messenger RNA, 1242 nt
Organism: Batrachochytrium dendrobatidis JAM81
Lineage: Eukaryota; Fungi; Chytridiomycota; Chytridiomycetes; Rhizophydiales
Exons: 6
Coding region: 56-1120 (354 amino acids)
Source: RefSeq, a predicted model, not a curated record
AAUCCAUCAAGCUCUUUAUAACCAACUCUCAAUCAUCGCAAACACUAUCGUAACAAUGGUCGCUACUACAAUCUUACUUCCUGCCAUCAACCUGGCGCCUUUCAUGAAGGAUCCUACUUCCGAGGCAUCCCUUGCUGAAUGCAAAAAGGCUGCUGAAGCACUUAAAAAAUACUCUGCUUUUGCUGUUCUCGAUCCCAGGGUCUCGGAGAGUGAGAAUACUGCCUUUCUGAACUUGCUCGAAGAUUACUUUGCUCAGGACUAUGAUACCAAGUUGAAAGAUAUCCGUCCCGAUGUCCAUUACCAAGUCGGCGCUACUCCUGAAAAUACCGAAGAGCCUCGUUGUGGUCGUGAUGAAAACUGCAUGUCGUUGGUUGAAAGUAUGAAUGCAGAAGAUCGUCCUCUAGACUUUACCAAGCCUGACAAAAAAUGGCGCUUUUUUUGGCGCAUGGGCGAACGUCCCACUGAAACCAAUUUUCCCGAUUUGAAUGCUGCUCCUGUUAUCCCUGAAGCCAUUCCUGACUGGACAAACCAGAUGAACCACUGGGGAACCCGUAUGCUUGACGCCGUUACCGUCGUUUCUGAAAUGACAGCUACAGGUCUUGGACUUCCACGCGAUGCAUUCUCUUCUCGAGCCAAAUACGGUCCUCAUCUUCUUGCUCCAACUGGCAGUGAUCUUGAGAAAUUUGGUGAAGUUGACUCGGUUCUUGCUGGCUUCCAUACUGAUCUCAACUUCCUCACAAUUCAUGGCAAAUCCCGCUUUCCCGGUCUGCACGUUUGGACCCCAAGUGGCGAAAAGCUUUUGGUAAAGAUUCCCGAUGGGUCAUUGCUGGUACAGGCUGGAAAACAGAUGGAGUGGAUUACUGGUGGUCACAUCAAAGCUGGAUAUCACGAGGUUGUUGUUGUUCCUUCCACUCUUGAUGCUAUUAAGCGUCAGCGUGAAGCAGGUCGUCCUUUAUGGCGCAUUUCAUCUACUCUCUUUUUCCAUCUUGCUUCGGACCAAACGCUUGAGCCUCUUACACCCUUUAGAAACGAAGUUUCUAUCAAAAAAUAUCCUUCCAUGCUCACUGGAGAACAGGUUCAGCUUGAGCUUGGUCUUAUUAGUCUUGCCAAGAAAAACUAGCCUACAUUUUCAUUUAAGCUGUAUUUUUUUCAGAUGGACUAUGCUUGGCAUUGUUUAUUUGAUUUCGAUCCUACAUUUUUACAACCUACAAAUAAAAUGUUGGUCUUGUGAAUAUUGCUCAU